This is a messenger RNA of Malus domestica (apple), 2344 nucleotides long. RefSeq names its product probable inactive receptor kinase At1g27190. Gene Ontology annotation, biological process: protein phosphorylation. The record is from RefSeq and is a predicted model, not a curated record. Lineage: Eukaryota; Viridiplantae; Streptophyta; Magnoliopsida; Rosales; Rosaceae. Gene Ontology annotation, molecular function: protein kinase activity; ATP binding; protein binding. Gene Ontology annotation, cellular component: membrane.
UAAAAUGCCCAGAUAUCAGGUGGCAUUCAAAAAGCUCCAAAAGGCUGGUCCUUCUCAAGGCUAAAGACUGAAGACCCACUGUCAAAUGGAUUCCCAUUCCCAUCUACCCCAACCUCCACCGUCGCCAUCAUCGCCGCCGCCACAUCCACAGCCCUAAAUCCCACCGCCCACAAUUCACCCGAAAAUACCCAACACCAAUCGCAAUUUCCAACAACCAUGAAGGUCAUUUUGGUCAUAGUCUCACUCUUGCUCUUCAACUCCCUCCUCCCCUGCUACUCCAUAGAAGACGACGUCGCAUGCCUCCAGGGCGUCAAGUCCUCGCUCACCGAUCCAGAAGGGCGGCUGAGCCAAUGGGACCUUGCCAACAGGUCGGUGGCCUCCAUCUGCAAGCUGGUCGGCGUUACCUGCUGGAACGAGAAGGAGAAUCGCCUCAUCAGCCUCCAGCUCCCGUCAAUGGAGCUCGCCGGCAAGCUCCCGGAGUCUCUCAAGUUCUGCCACAGCCUCCAGAGCUUGGAUCUCUCCGGUAACUCUCUCUCCGGUUCGAUUCCUCCCCAAAUCUGCAACUGGCUUCCUUACCUCGUAACCCUAGAUCUUUCUGGCAACUCUCUCUCCGGUUCGAUCCCGCCGGAGAUCGCCAACUGUAAGUUCCUCAACACUCUAAUUUUGAACGACAAUCGCCUCUCCGGUUCUUUGCCAUACGAGCUCGGCCGGCUCGAUAGGCUGAAGAAAUUGUCCGUCGCUAAUAACGAUUUAACCGGCACGAUUCCGCUGGACCUGUCGAAUUUUGAGAAGGAUGAUUUUGAUGGGAACGACGGGCUUUGUGGGAAGCCUCUGGGGUCGAAAUGCGGUGGAUUGAGCAGCAAAAGCCUUGGCAUUAUCAUCGCCGCCGGUGCUAUUAGUGCUGCCGGGUCUCUGAUCUUGGGAUUGGGCAUUUGGUGGUGGUUUUUCGUCAGGGCGGGUCGGAAAAAGCGAAGCUUUGGUGACAGUUUUGGCGGUGGUGAUAAGAGUGAGGGUGGCUGGGUUGGGUUAUUGAGGUCUCACAAGGCUGUUCAGGUGUCUCUGUUUCAAAAACCCAUUGUGAAAGUCCGGUUGGCAGAUUUGUUGGCCGCCACCAACAGUUUCGACCCCCAAAACAUUGUCAUUUCUACGAGGACCGGUGUUUCGUACAAGGCUGUGCUACCUGAUGGGUCGGCAAUGGCGAUUAAGCGGCUCAAUGCGUGUAAGCUUGGUGAGAAACAGUUUAGGUUGGAGAUGAAUAGGUUGGGGCAGGUUAGGCAUCCGAAUUUGGUGCCUUUGCUGGGGUUUUGUGGUUUGGAGGAAGAGAAGCUUUUGGUGUAUAAGCACAUGUACAAUGGCACAUUACACUCCCAGUUACAUGGAAGUGGUAAUGUGAAUAGCCAGUAUGGUUUUUUGGAUUGGCCGACUCGGCUAAGGAUUGGUGUAGGUGCUGCUAGAGGACUUGCCUGGCUUCACCAUGCGUGUCAGCCGCCUUAUAUGCAUCAGAACAUUAGCUCGAAUGUGAUUCUUCUCGACUAUGAUUUUGAAGCUCGCAUAACGGAUUUUGGGCUGGCAAGGCUGGUGGCUUCUCGUGACUCCAAUGACAGUUCGUUUGUAAAUGGGGAUUUGGGAGAGUUUGGUUAUGUGGCUCCUGAGUACGCGAGCACGAUGGUGGCAUCGUUGAAAGGGGAUGUGUAUGGUUUUGGGGUUGUUCUUUUGGAAUUGGUGACUGGACAGAAGCCGCUUGAAAUCAGUAAUGUAUUGGAAGGAUUCAAGGGGAACUUGGUGGAUUGGGUGAAUCAUUUAUCAAACACUGGUCGAAGCAUGGAUGCCAUUGACAAUGUCUUAUCUGGGAAAGGUCACGAUGAUGAAAUUUUGCAGUUUAUGAGGGUUGCUUGUACUUGUGUUGUUUCUAGGCCAAAGGAUAGGCCUUCCAUGUACCAGGUUUACGAGUCACUGAAGAGUUUUGCUGAGAAACACGGUUUCUCCGAACAGUAUGAUGAAUUUCCGUUAGUCUAUGGCAAACCUGUUCCCGAAUCCUGAUUUUAAAGAAAUACUCGCGCAGGGAGAGUUCCAAAGCGCAAGAUAAUGCAACAUUCUUCAGUGUCUGCUUACGAAAGGCGUGUUCUGUAAUUGGUAUGGUUUCCGCUAGGACAUGAUUUCGCUGUUGUAAUGCUCAUCUCGUUGAAUCAUUCUGUAUCAUAAACAAGCAUUAUGCAUUGUAACGUUUAUGUAAUCCACAAAUUCUCUGUUUUCGUUUCUUGAAAAUGCUCCUUCAGAAUCUUCGUUGUAAGUUUCCCUUGCCAGAAAAUGCUUGAAAUUAGCUAUUAAAUUUGUUCACCAUGUA